Sphenostylis stenocarpa is the source of this 228-nucleotide messenger RNA. The record is from the annotation of a GenBank genome assembly. Lineage: Eukaryota; Viridiplantae; Streptophyta; Magnoliopsida; Fabales; Fabaceae.
AUGCCCGAAGGCAAGUUGAGACGAGGGAUUGAAAGGGAAAACCCUCGACAAUGGAUGCUCGGGGAUUUGUCUGUCGUUCGGUUUUGGAGCUCGCUUGCACAGCUUUCUUGCACUGCUGAUAAACAAAUGUUGAAUGAACACACAGAGAUGAGACACUGCAAUGCGACAGUUGUUUCCCUGCUACAGUGGUUUCCUGCAUGGAUGGUUAAUACAGAGUUCCAAAUCUGA